Messenger RNA from Pseudonaja textilis, 1672 nucleotides. The record is from RefSeq and is a predicted model, not a curated record. Lineage: Eukaryota; Metazoa; Chordata; Lepidosauria; Squamata; Elapidae.
AAGUAGGGGGGAGGGGGGCCGGGAGAAGGAAGAACCGGCGCCUAUCGACGAUGGGGGGGUUGCUAUGGAAACGCGAGCGCUGUCGUAAGGCAGGGGCCGGGCCGGUCGCGAAAAGGAGGCUCGUUCCCGACCGCCGAGAAGGUUGUCAUUGUUAGCCGCGUCGGCGGUGCCUCCGAGAGCUCGGCUCCCUUCUCCUGUCUUUCGCCAUGGCGGCGGCCCUGGCCCGGAAAGCCGCGGACUAUGUGCGCAGCAAGGAGUUCAGGGAUUACCUCAUGAGUACGCACUUCUGGGGACCUGUUGCCAACUGGGGACUUCCCAUUGCUGCCAUCAAUGAUAUGAAGAAAUCACCAGAAAUCAUCAGUGGCCGAAUGACAUUUGCACUUUCUUGCUAUUCUUUGACUUUUAUGAGGUUUGCAUAUAAGGUACAACCCAGGAACUGGUUGUUGUUUGCUUGUCACUUCACUAAUGAAUUUGCACAACUUAUUCAAGGAGGAAGGUUGAUCAAACAUAAUAUGAAAAAAAAAUAAUUUAAUAUUUGAUUCAUGGAGGAAAAAUUGAAAAGGUGCUCUUCAGUGAAUAUAAACAAGGAAGGACUUUGCCAUCAUUUUUUUGCAUCACCACCAUCAUGGAAAUAUUCAUACUAGCACUCAGUAUCAUUUGUUAACUGUUUUAGCUUCCCUUAUACAAAGUACCGCACAGCUGUUCAAAAAUUAGAUUGCUUUCCUGCCUUAAAAGAUUUUUUUAAUAUUUACAAAAUUAUUCAACUCAAAUAUCUACCAACUUUUCUGAAAUAAAAAAACUAAUUUAAAAAAAACAAGAAAAUGCAUAAUUGAUUAAUAAAAUGUGAUUUUGAAACUGAAUGUUGGUUAUUUUGCAGUCACAUGUACAAAUGUAUUGAAAUUGUGAUUCUGCCUCCUUAAGUGCAUUGGAGCAAAGUAAAAUAUUCAAGAGCAACAUUCUUUAAAAAUUACAAAGUCAAGAUUUGUUAUUGAUUCUCCAUAUAAGCAAUUGAAAAUGGAUUCCUCAUUUAACUCUUGUGAGGCUAACAAUUUAAAUAUGUUAUGUCUGCUAAUGUUUAUAUUUGACACUUGUUACUAAAGUUAUUUUACCAAGAAAUAAAAUUGGCAAUUUAUGAGCAGAUUCCAACAAACUCUAUCCUGAUUCAUACUUACUGUAUAUUUUACAUCAGAAUACAAAAUUGACAGCUUAAUUUUGUAAACCCCAAUUACAUGGUUUGGUAAAAUAUACCAUCUUAUAUUUGUAUGUAAGCAUUCUGCAAAUGAUACAUUCAGUGCCCAGAUGUUUUAUAAGCACACGUACGUGUAAGCAAAGGUACAGUGCUACAUCCCAUUGGGGUGCAAGUAGCAUCUCCCUUAAAAGCCCAGUUGAACUCUUGUUUGUAACAAAAUAAGUAGUAUGGUUCUAUUUUUGCAUUCAUAUGCAGAUGCCAUAUUAUGAACACCAAAAAAGUCUGCAUAUAGGAGUGAAUACUUUUGAAAGAUUAUUGGUUAAAAUUUGACUUUUUUGUGAUUUUUAUCAACAAUUGUAAUGAACUAUAUAUACAUUGUCUUUGAUAACGUUAUUUUAUUUCAAAAACUUUGGGGCAGUAAACCUUCCCUAUGGGGAGAAAUUACAACAUGAAUGUUCUAAUGGCAAUAAACCACUUUGAAAC